Molecule: messenger RNA, 963 nt
Organism: Propithecus coquereli (Coquerel's sifaka)
Lineage: Eukaryota; Metazoa; Chordata; Mammalia; Primates; Indriidae
Product: olfactory receptor 51A4-like
Exons: 2
Coding region: 1-963 (320 amino acids)
Biological process (GO): G protein-coupled receptor signaling pathway
Cellular component (GO): membrane
Molecular function (GO): G protein-coupled receptor activity; olfactory receptor activity
Source: RefSeq, a predicted model, not a curated record
AUGUUUCCCAAAACCAGUAUUAUGUCUAUUCUCAACACCUCUGAAACUGAAAUCUCUAUUUUCUAUUUGGUUGGGAUUCCAGGUAGGGAGCCUGCCAACAUUUGGCUCUCUAUCCCCAUAUGUUUCAUCUACAUUGUUGCCAUCGUAGGGAAUUGCACCAUCCUCUUCUUCGUAAAAACACAGCCUUCUUUGCAUGAACCCAUGUACUACUUUCUCUCCAUGUUGGCUCUCUCUGACCUGGGACUAUCCUUCUCCUCUCUACCUACCAUGCUAAGGGUUUUCUUGUUCAAUAUUCCAGAAAUUUCUCCUGAUGCCUGUAUUGCCCAGGAGUUUUUUAUUCAUGGAUUCUCAGCUAUGGAGUCAUCUGUACUUCUCAUUAUGUCCUUUGAUCGCUUUAUUGCCAUCUGCAACCCUCUGAGAUACACCUCCAUCCUUACCAGUGCCAGAGUCCUUCAAAUUGGAAUUGCGUUUGCUCUCAAAAAUUUGCUGUUGGUCCUCCCUUUCCCUUUCACUCUAAAACAUCUAAGAUACUGUAAGAAGAGCCUCCUGUCCCAUUCCUACUGCCUGCAUCAGGAUGUCAUGAAGCUGGCUUGCUCUGACAACAAAGUUAAUGUCAUCUAUGGCUUAUUUGUGGCUCUCACAGGCAUUCUAGACUUGACCUUUAUUUUCAUGUCCUACAUUCUGAUACUGAAAGCAGUGUUGAGCAUAGCAUCACAAAAGGAAAGGCUCAAGGUCCUCAAUACAUGUGUUUCCCACAUCUGUGCUGUGCUCAUCUUCUAUGUGCCCAUUAUCUCCCUAUCUGUCAUCUCCCGGUUUGCCAAACACAGUUCCCCGCUCAUUAAGAUCCUCAUGGCUGAUGUUUUUCUGCUAGUACCACCAUUGAUGAACCCCAUUGUGUACUGUGUGAAAAGCCAGCAGAUAAGAAAUCAGGUCCUAGAAAAACUGUGCUGGAAGCAAAGCUGA